Molecule: messenger RNA, 1115 nt
Organism: Colletotrichum godetiae
Lineage: Eukaryota; Fungi; Ascomycota; Sordariomycetes; Glomerellales; Glomerellaceae
Product: iron/manganese superoxide dismutase
Exons: 3
Coding region: 295-990 (231 amino acids)
Biological process (GO): superoxide metabolic process
Cellular component (GO): mitochondrion
Molecular function (GO): superoxide dismutase activity; metal ion binding
Source: RefSeq, a predicted model, not a curated record
GGAGGAACACGGGGAGAAGCGCAAAAGCGCUGAAGAGCGAGCCCGGCCAGCAAUAGCUCGGUAGCCGUAACCCGGGGACAGCUUUUCUGGAGAUCCGAGCUCCCUCACGUAAUAGCCGACCGAACCUCCCGCAAUUGACAUCAUUCUGAGGUUUGCACCUGCAUUUGUCAACCCGUCAAUCCAACGUCAAAAGGUACUUUUACGCCCUUCCAGCCUCGCUCCUUGGCUCUUCAGCAUCUCACGAUCUUCACCAAAAAGCCAUUGGCACUAAUCAAAAGACAUAGAAUACGCAAAAUGUCGUCCACUCUCCUCCGUACCGCGCCUGUCCUCCGCACAGCUCUGCGAGCUGGCGCCGCUAAGCCUGCUGCUGCUUUGGCCAGCACCAGCUUCGUCCGCGGCAAGGCCACUCUGCCCGACAUCUCAUACGACUACGGCGCCCUCGAGCCCUACAUCUCGGCCCAGGUCAUGGAGCUUCACCACUCCAAGCACCACCAGACCUAUGUCAACGGCCUCAACACCGCUCUCGAGACCGUCGAGGAUGCCAACGCCAAGGGCGACUACGCCAAGGCUGCUGCCCAAGCUCCCUUGAUCAACUUCCACGGCGGUGGCCACGUCAAUCACUCUCUCUUCUGGGAGAACCUCGCCCCUGCCAGCAGAGAUGGCGGUGGCGAGCCCGACGGCAAGCUGGCUCAAGCCAUCAAGGAGGACUUUGGAUCCUUCGACACACUGCGCAAGCAGAUUAACACCUCCCUGGCCGGCAUUCAGGGCAGCGGCUGGGCCUGGCUGGUCAAGGACAAGACUAGCGGCACCCUCGGCGUCGUCACUCGCGCGAACCAGGACCCCGUUACCGGCAACCUCGAGCCUCUCCUUGGCAUCGACGCUUGGGAGCACGCCUACUACCUGCAGUACCAGAACCGCAAGGCCGAGUACUUUGACGCCAUCUGGAACGUUGUCAACUGGAAGACUGUCGCCAAGCGCUUCGAGAAAUAAGCAAAGAUUGGACACAUGUACGAUAUGCAACUGUUGAUACCUAGCAAGAAUUUACCGUGUUCGAUCAAUGUCAACCUGCUGUUCAGCAGCGUGCCAGGCUGUGACAGCCACUCCAAUUUCAACCA